GACUGUGGGACUGGUGCUUUAAAGCUUCCAGAGCAGCAGUUUUGACAGACGCAGCUGUGCUCCUGACAGGUACUGAAGACUGAAGCUCUGGGUCUUGGAAGGUGAACCAACCUGGAUGCGAGAGCUGCAGACUGAACAUCUCCGCGAACUCGAUACACAGACCCUCCACUGUGUGGUAUUUAAAAUUUCUUUUUAAUUUGCUGAGAUCGCAGAACAAGAAAUUUAGGAGACGUGCAGUUAUACGUGUUUUUCUCAGGCUCUUGGAUUCUGUUCUGGACACUGGCACUGUGAUUUUAUUGCAGUUAAAAGUAACUCUUUAUGGACUUUGAAGCGGUGAGUUACUGACAGCAUCCAGCACACAUUGUUGGGGAGCCCUGCUGGGUCUUAAUGGGAGCUUGAAGGACCUGAGACAAUUGCAGGAACUGUGGAACAAGGGCCUCAGCUGGAGUGACAGCGAUCAGCAAGAGUGACAGAGAGCGGCAGUCAGAGGGCAAAGGAACAGACACGGUCAUGAACACAGGCACCCGACCAGUCCAGAAUGAGGAGGAGACGGUGUGUGCGGCGCUGGCCCGCUACGAGGCCACUCUGCGGGAUGCCGUGCGUGAACUCCAUGUGGAUGUCAGCGCCUUCAAGCUAGGUGUAGAGCGCCGCCUAGAGGAGGCGGGCCUCCUGACAGGGCCCCUUGGUCACGUCGUGACACAGCUGCAGCAGGAGAACCGGCAGCUCCGGGCCCAGCUGGAGGCACUGACCCGGCAGGUGGAGGCACUGACUGGGGUGGCGUGCGAGAGAAGCGGCUUCCAGACCGACCUGACCCAGACCUCCCUGCUCGGCCCCAGCACAAUCGGGACAGCCUCCCACAGCCCGCAGACUCCACCAGGGCCCGCUGCAAGUUCUGAUUCCUGUCCCACAGCAAAUCGCUUCUCAAGCCGAGCCCGCUUUUCCCUGUCCGGCAAGAUCAGUAGUCCUGAGAAGGAGGAGCCCAUAGAAGUGGACCUUGCCCCCGUUCCAUCAGUAGUGCAGAAUGGCCACACCUCUACUGCAGAGAACUCUAUGGCGCCACAGGAAGUGAGGUCUACAUUAAGUGAUGUACUACAGGAACAGACGGCCCCUGUGUCCAUGGUGAUGCCACACCUGCCCAUUACAGCAACAACCAAAACUGCUGAGUCCUCCGUUGCCCCUGUUACUAAGAUACUUGAAUCACUGACUGGUCCUAUCCAAACCCUAAACCCUGCUGUAAGUGGGACUUCACCUGGUCAGUCCACAGCAAGUAGCUCCCAGUCACAAGCAAUUUCAGAGGCUUCUCUUCAGUCAGCACCUGCUGUAAAGACAUGGUCCCCAAGUCCAGUGAGAACUCUGGGCUCUCCUCGUGUUACGGAAAAACAUACUUCCAUGCCCUCCAAGUCAGUAUCUUACCCCGGCAUCGCCCCCAUUAGCCAGAGCCUGUCCUCCAACAGGGCGGUGGAGGUGGCUGGAGAGAGAAGAAGGGAGCUUGUGCGGUCACAGACUCUUCCGCGAAACAUUGGCACCCAGGCCCACCGCUCCAUCUUCGAGAAACUGGACUCUGACUUUAACAGGCCCAAGCCCUUUGAGGCCAAGCCCAAGCUGAAACGUUCCCAGAGCUUCGGGGUGUCCAGCGCCAGCAGCAUAAAGCAGAUCCUCCUAGAGUGGUGCCGGUCCAAAACCAUCGGGUACCAGAAUAUCGACAUCCAGAACUUCUCCUCCAGCUGGAGUGAUGGCCUGGCCUUCUGUGCCCUGGUGCACUCCUUCUUCCCAACUGAGUUUGACUACAAUGACCUCACGCCCGCAGACCCCAAACACAACUUCGAAGUGGCCUUCACCACUGCCGAACAGAAAGCUGGCUGUGACCGGCUCAUCGAGGUGGAGGACAUGAUGGUGAUGGGACGCAAGCCUGAUCCCAUGUGUGUUUUCACCUAUGUUCAAUCCCUCUACAACCACCUGCGGAAAUUUGAGUGAUGCACAUACGUCUUCACCACUUCUGGGGUCGCUCAGGGACAGCAACUGCACUGCUGCCUCUAGGACGACCCAGCUGCUUCUCUCCUACAGGAAUGGACCGGAUCUUAUUGUAUGAGGUGGAAAUGUCUAUGUAUCAUAAUGCUAAAUCCACUAUGAUCCACCUUAAUACCAGCCCUCAGUUUUGUAGAGUAACCCUUCCCCUUCCCGGGAAACCUCCAUUCUUCUCCCCACCGACAAGCCUGCACCUGCACCAGUGCAAGUGUGCACCUCCAGCAUAGCCUCCCUGCAAGAAUAGCCUGAAAAGUAGCCCGUUUGAAUGCCUGUCCUACAGCUGACACAUGAAAAGGAACCUUGGCUAGAGGUCACCUUGUACCCCAGGAGAGAAUCUUACCUUAAUGCUGAUUCCCUACAAUGAGUUGAUAAAGUGGAAAAUACACAUACUUUUGUUCCUUUCACUUGCAACUGUAUCCUAUAGGAGGAUCAGAGUGCAGAAUAUACUGUGAGGAUUCCGUGACUUCAUAAGAUACGGUAUGUUUAAGCAGCUAGGAAUAUGAUUUAAAAAUCACUGCAUAUUUUGUCAGGACUGUAUGCUUAUCAUGUACAAUGCUACUUAGUUUUUUUUUUAAAAAAAACAGCUUUUGCUCCAAGAUGUCUUGGCUUUUACUUUGGGAUGGAGGUUGCUGUACAUUGCUUAGCCAGAUACUGAUUAAUUCUGGUGCUUUAGUAAAACUGUAAACAAUACCACAAUUAGGCUAUUGUUAAAAUCUAGAUAUAGUACACGUACUGCGCCAGACCACCGACAAAAAUAAAUCUGGCAGCACAAUUCAUUGCGGACAAGUGGCGAGGGAGUCCAAAUUCAAACUUGCAGUUAAACUCUUCACCACAGGGUGUCACCACAUCAACUAUUGGGUGAACUUUGAAUUGAAUUGAAUUGAAUUGAACUUAAUUGGGGGGCGCAGUGGCGCAGUGGGUUGG
This is a messenger RNA of Scleropages formosus (Asian bonytongue), 2949 nucleotides long. It is a transcript of the gene smtnl2, whose product is annotated as smoothelin, like. The record is from RefSeq and is a predicted model, not a curated record. The coding region runs from base 511 to 1974 and encodes 487 amino acids. Gene Ontology annotation, molecular function: protein binding. Lineage: Eukaryota; Metazoa; Chordata; Actinopteri; Osteoglossiformes; Osteoglossidae. The transcript has 9 exons.